Messenger RNA from Exophiala spinifera, 693 nucleotides. RefSeq lists its product as uncharacterized. NCBI's taxonomy places the organism in Eukaryota, Fungi, Ascomycota, Eurotiomycetes, Chaetothyriales, Herpotrichiellaceae. The transcript has a single exon. The coding region runs from base 1 to 693 and encodes 230 amino acids. The record is from RefSeq and is a predicted model, not a curated record.
AUGGAGAAACAAGCGGGCAUCUUUGCUGCGACCAACGUUAUUAAAGAUGAUUGGGGAGCAGUGGCAUUUGAAGCGUUGGUAGAGAAGUAUGAGAAGGAGUUUGCAGCGCAAAUGGUCCAGCAUCGACAUCUGGCAGAAGGGUGGGACUUUAGUGAUCCCGACGAGGUUGAAAAGGCUGUUGCAAUACGUGAGCUCCAACACCGCGUGGUAAACGAGCUAUUGAACAUCUCCAGAAUCACUUUGCCAGCUUUGGUCUUAACAUCCAUCAAACUUCUCGUCCAAAUUGUGUCUGCGACCUUACAAAGCACAGUUUCUGCUUGCAUCGACUCUGCUCAAAUUCAUCUGGAACGCGGGACGCAGGAAUCAGGCAAUGCCUAUGUCUUCCGGCCAGUCGUCGAAGCACUUGACGCCCUGUGGCGUGGGAAAAAGCAGGGCGCGGUCUUGUUCGUCGCCAGCGCUUCGGACGACUUCUUCAGUAAUCCGCAAAGCUUUUUCGCUUUUAUAUUUUUGAGCUCUACCGAACGCUGGAUAUCAUCUACAUCGUUCACGGAGGAGCCUCACGUCGUUUCGUAUCACGGGACUCUCGAACAUCCUUCGAGCGAUCUAGCAAAUCGAUCAGGGCACAAAGAAAAGACAAUAAGGAGCACAACUCCGGAAAUUGUCUCCAGUGUCGCAACCCGGCCGAAACAUUGA